AUGCGCGUGCGAUCCACGGCGGCGCCAUUUCUUCAUUUUCCGACUGACUCCUCACCACAGUUCCUACUGCCUGGCCCUCGCGCUCCCGUUCAAACCCACCGCCUCGCUGUGACGAUGUCCUCCAAGCAAGACGCAAAGGUCGUGAUACUCGGCGCGAGCGGCUGCGGCAAGACGUGCCUAUCCCUGCGUUUCGUCAAGGACCAGUUCAUAUCGUACACCGCGUCAACCAUUGGAGCGAGCUUCUUGGUCAAAGAGCUCACCAUCGGCUCGCAGAAGAUCACGCUGCAGAUCUGGGACACGGCCGGCCAGGAGCGCUUCCGCUCGAUGGCGCCGCUGUACUACCGCGGCGCUCUCGCCGCCAUCCUCGUCUUCUCCCUCUGCGACGCGCAGUCCUUCGAGCGGCUCAAGGAGUGGGUCAAGGAGCUGUCGGCGAACGUGGAGGAGCCGCUCGUGCUCGCGAUAGCAGCAAACAAGUCGGACCUGGCCGAGCGCGCGGUGCCCGUCGAGGCGGCGCAGGCGUAUGCCGCCUCCAUCGGGGCCGUGCUCUUCGAGACCUCCGCCAAGGAGGACGUCGGUGUGAAGGAGCUCUUCACCGAGGUCGCGCGCCGGCUGCUGCUCGUGAGGUUGCGCCCGCCCGGCGGCGCGGCGGGGGACGGGUCGUCCACCAUCUCGCUGCCGGAGGGGGACGUGCGCGGCGGCGGGACGCGGUCAAAAUGCUGCUGA
Emiliania huxleyi CCMP1516 is the source of this 723-nucleotide messenger RNA. RefSeq names its product Rab50, rab family GTPase (gene Rab50). The transcript has 6 exons. Lineage: Eukaryota; Haptophyta; Isochrysidales; Noelaerhabdaceae. The coding region runs from base 1 to 723 and encodes 240 amino acids. The record is from RefSeq and is a predicted model, not a curated record. Gene Ontology annotation, molecular function: GTP binding; GTPase activity.